This is a messenger RNA of Podospora anserina S mat+, 1902 nucleotides long. RefSeq lists its product as uncharacterized. Gene Ontology annotation, molecular function: dipeptidyl-peptidase activity. Lineage: Eukaryota; Fungi; Ascomycota; Sordariomycetes; Sordariales; Podosporaceae. The transcript is spliced from 4 exons. The coding region runs from base 1 to 1902 and encodes 633 amino acids. The record is from RefSeq and is a predicted model, not a curated record.
AUGACCCUUACCGCCCCCAAGCCAGACAACCACUCCGGCACCGAAGGCAAGUCCACUUCGGCCACCCAACACCGCGAUUACAGCUCCCUCCCCGACGUCACAACCCACGACCGCACCUCCUUCCCCUACAUCCUUUCCAAGAAUGUAUCCGUCCCCGUGUCCGGCCUGGCCACUGGCCCCGGCCUGAUUCGGUGCAACAUCUACCGCCCUCACAACUCCGACACGAACCCCGUCCCGGUGUUGGUAACCUACGGCCCAUACGGGAAGGAUAUUUCCUAUAGCGAGUUCAACCCCAAAUCCUUCUCCGAAGUCAACCCAGCCCACAAAUCCGUUCACUCUUGCUGGGAAACCCCCGACCCCUCAUUCUGGACCGCCCACUCCUACGCCCUCCUCCGCGCGGACGAGCUCGGAACAGGGCAGUCCCCCGGCUUUCUGGAUACAAUGUCCCGCUCCACCUCGGAAGCCUUCGUCACCCUGAUAACCUGGGCCUCGUCCCAGCCCUGGUCCACGGGAAAGGUAGGCUUGCUAGGCGUGUCUUACUACGCCGGCUCCCAAUGGCGAGUAGCUGCCCGCCAACCGACAGGUUUAGCAGCCAUUAUCCCGUGGGAGGGAAUGAGCGAUUACUACCGUGACCGGUGCCGGCACGGGGGGAUAUACAGUGAUGGGUUUGUCAGGUGGUGGUGGGAGAGGCAGGUUGUUGGUAACCAGUACGGACUCGCGAACAGAAGGGGGGGGAAGACGGCGGAUGAAAAUGGGGAGAAGGAAAAGGGGGAGUUGGAGAGGGAGAGGAGGGAUCAGACGGUUGAUAACCGAGAGAACAGGUACCGGGAUGAGGGGUACUAUCGGGAAAAGGAGUACGAUAUGGGGGAUAUUACCGUCCCGGUUUUGAGCGUUGGAAACUGGGGUGGGAUUUUGCUGCAUUUGAGGGGGAACAUACAGGGGUAUCUACAUGCGGGGAGCGAAAAGAAGUUUUUGAGGAUGAUCACCGGGAGGCAUGACCUGCCGUUUUAUUAUGAUGAGGAGGUGGAGGUGCAGAGGAGCUUUUUGGAUGCGUUUCUCAAGGGGGAGGAUGGAGGGGGUUGGACUGAUGGGAGGAGGGCGAGGGUUGAUUUGGUGAUACGGAAAGGGGAUGCGGGCGUUAAUGAUGCCCAGCGGGAGAGGGACACGUUUGAGAGGAGAGAGGAGGAGGAGUGGCCGAUUGAGAGGACGGAGUAUGCGAGGUUUUAUCUUUCAGGGGACAUGGCCAUGACCAGAAUGGACAACUGGGUUCACGAAGGGGGGCAAAAAAAGCUGGGAUAUCGGGCCUUGGGGACGAUUGAUGAAUUUCAGGGGCUGACGUUCAAGACUGUCCCUUCUGACAUGGGUCCAGGGCAAGAGAUGGAGAUUACAGGGCACAUUGUCGCCCAUCUCAACGUUUCUGUCUCCCCUGAUGUGGGCGGACCAACGCCGUCGGAUAUCGACUUGUUCCUGACGCUUCGCCAUAUUGGCAAGGAUGGCAAGGAGAUCUUUUACACGGGCACGGCGGGCGAUCCUGUGCCUUUGACCAAGGGGUGGCUCAGGGUAUCACUGAGAAAGGUCAACGAGAAACACCCAAAGCAUCAGCCGUGGCUGCCGCAUCGGGAUUACACCAGCAGGGAUGUACUCCCCGUGAUUCAAGGCGAGGUCUACGCUGUUGACGUGGAGAUGUGGCCGACUUGCGUUGUUCUUCAAGAAGGGGAGAGCUUGGCUUUGGAGGUGGCGUCGGGGGAUACCCAGGGGUCUGGGAUAUUCUUACACAAUGAUGCUGUGGACAGAUCUCCGGAUAUCUUCCAAGGCACAAAUUACGUCCAUAUUUCGAAGCAGUAUGCGAACUAUCUGCUGUUGCCGGUAAUACCCAGAAAAGAGGAUGUAGGGCAUGUUUGA